GAGCCUUACUGGCACCCAAACAAGCCAGAAACAUCAGCCUUUCGAAUCCCCAAACCCCGGAGAGCGCCGGAAGCGGACCCCCGAGAUCACGUGGUAAGGUUCAAAAGCUCGGCCGAAAAGACGGCGGUCCUCAUGGCCCUGAAAGGGUCUGCCACCUACAGCUUCGAAUCCAUGACCCUGUCUUUUUACGCAGACCAAUCGGGCGACACCCUGCAGUGGCGCAGAUCCUUGCAACCUUUCACCACACUGCUUAGAGACCACCGUAUCAACUAUCGCUGGCGCACACCGCGCACAUUACAGAUAAAGCACGACAACCAGGUCCAUUCCAUCUCGGACCUCCGAGAAGCUACCGCCCUGCUGUGCCCACUCGGACUACCACUGGAGGGGUUGUGGCCCAUGGCUGCACCAGAACCACCCGUAGAUAAACCACGAUGGGACCCAGCAAAGACCGUUCCCUUCAUCACAUGGGGAACAGGGAAAAAGAGAGUACGCGGCUGCCACCACAUGAAG
This is a messenger RNA of Pelobates cultripes (western spadefoot toad), 510 nucleotides long. The record is from the annotation of a GenBank genome assembly. Lineage: Eukaryota; Metazoa; Chordata; Amphibia; Anura; Pelobatidae.